Musca vetustissima is the source of this 1090-nucleotide messenger RNA. Its product is annotated as putative lysozyme-like protein. Bases 32 to 1090 code for a protein of 352 amino acids. NCBI's taxonomy places the organism in Eukaryota, Metazoa, Arthropoda, Insecta, Diptera, Muscidae. The transcript has 2 exons. The record is from RefSeq and is a predicted model, not a curated record.
UUGUGGCAAAUUACCGAAUGAAUUAAAAAUAAUGUCAACAACAAUGCGCACGACACUGCAAACAGUUCCUGAGUCGUUGCCCGCCGCCGCCGACAAUAGUGCAGCCACAGCAGAGGGCAAUGCAACAUCGAAGCUGCUGACAUCGUCCACAAUAACGACAACAACGUCGGGCUCGGCCGGCGGUACAACUACAACAAAUGGCACAACAACCCCAACGACAAAUUCGGCUGCUGCCGCGGCUGGUGGCGUGACAUCGCUACAACAAACAGCCCAGCCCCAGUCCUCACAAUCGCAGCAGCAACACAGUGUGCAUAGUUCAGUGCAAUCGGUACAAGAUACUCAUCAUGACUCCACAAAUGCAAAUACCAUUGUACUGCCUUCGACGACGACAACAUCAGCCACCUCGUCGACCGUUGCCAAUAAUGUAACGCCAGCCAAUAAUACUACGGCCACUUGCACUUCGAGCAUUGCGACAUCUUUAGCCAAUGCCAAUCAGACACAAAACAAUAGUUCUUACCAGCAGCAACCGCCACCAGCCCAGCAACAACAACAUCAUGCUCCAUCGACACCAUCACAAUCGUCAUCGUCGUCACAACAUCAUUGCCAUGUUGUCGCUGGUGGUGUAGCGUCAAAUUCCGUUACGGAUGGUAAUUCUCGCUCAUCAGCAGCGGCGGCCGUUAACUCCUCUGGCGGAGGCGGUAGUGGUUCAUCGUCAUCCAAUCAUCACCACCAUCAUCAUCAUGUUAGCAGCAGCAGUGGUGGUGGUGGCGGUGGAAGCAGUGGCGGUAAUGCUGUUGUCACCGGUGGUGGUGGCGGCGGCGGUGGUACAUCGAUAAUAAGCAAAAAUGUUGUUAGUGGUCAUUCGAAUUCCGCAACAUCGGCUUUAAAACAAAGGACUUCUUCAUCAGCAAAGAUCCCCAUAUCCAAAUUUGAGGGGGAAAUAAUUAUUCUCAGUAAGAAACAGCUGCUUGAGAACAGCUGUUUUGAUAAACAAUUGACGUUGAACGGCAGACGCCAAAUGCACACCGCCAAUGCAGGCUUUGUAGUUUUUCUUAUUGAUAUUGCCAAUAAGAAGAUUGUACUGUUCUAG